Messenger RNA from Lates calcarifer (barramundi perch), 2496 nucleotides. RefSeq names its product SUMO-conjugating enzyme UBC9. Gene Ontology annotation, molecular function: SUMO conjugating enzyme activity. Lineage: Eukaryota; Metazoa; Chordata; Actinopteri; Centropomidae. Gene Ontology annotation, biological process: protein sumoylation. Bases 333 to 809 code for a protein of 158 amino acids. The record is from RefSeq and is a predicted model, not a curated record. The transcript has 7 exons. Gene Ontology annotation, cellular component: nucleus.
AACGAAAUAAACAAAUUGGGGUCCUUUUUGGCGAUAGGCUAGCUGUCGAAAAGAUACUACGAGUCACAUUGUUUUACACAAAUGUGGUAAAUUGUCAAAAGUAACACCAAUAUAUUUCGAUAAGCGUAUUAGAGGAAUGUUGAUCAGAUAGAAGCUUCAUUCGGUUUACUCAUUUACGUCCUAACUGGCCCAGUAGUUUUGUUUUUGAACGUCGAAGGGUGUGUUUUUCGGCCGUAACGUUAGCGCUAGCGAAGCAAACAAGCUAGUCCUCAGACCCACGUAAUUCUGAUAUUUAGCCAAAUAAAAUAAGAGGGAGGCGUUGAUGAGCAACAAUGUCUGGCAUCGCUCUUAGCAGACUGUCCCAGGAGCGCAAAGCCUGGAGAAAAGACCACCCAUUUGGUUUUGUUGCUGUGCCUACUAAGAAUCCUGAUGGGACCAUGAAUCUGAUGAACUGGGAGUGUGCCAUUCCAGGAAAGAAAGGAACCUUGUGGGAGGGAGGUCUCUACAAACUCAGAAUGCUGUUCAAAGAUGACUACCCCUCCUCACCACCCAAAUGCAAGUUUGAGCCGCCAAUAUUCCACCCAAAUGUCUACCCAUCAGGCACUGUGUGUCUGUCCAUCUUGGAGGAGGACAAAGACUGGAGGCCAGCCAUCACCAUCAAACAGAUCCUGUUGGGGAUCCAGGAGCUGCUGAAUGAGCCUAACAUUCAAGACCCAGCACAAGCAGAGGCUUAUACAAUUUACUGUCAGAACAGGAUGGACUAUGAGAAGCGGGUACGGGCACAGGCCAAGAAGUUUGCCCCCACAUAGAGAGGAGUGCUGACCUCUAUCCUGCCAGAGCAGCCUGAACUGAUAGGGGUUUCAAACAGGAGGCAGGCAGCACCUGAAGGACCACUCCAAUAAGAAUCCAGUUUUGAGUAUUAUUAUACUAUUACAAAGAUGACAAGUGAGCCUGUUUUCUUUCUUUCCUUCUUCUUUCUUUCUUUUCUUAAACAACAAAAGAUCAUAAUUUUACCUGUCUUCAAGAAAUAUUUAUGCAUUUUAAUGCAUAGCUGAUCAUCAUAGAAACUCUGCUGUCAUCAUGACCUUUGCUAUUUGUAACUCUUGUAUAAUCCAUAUCUCCAGUUUUGACAUGAGUGCUGCUAAGCUCACUCAUGCCUCCAUUAAUUCUGUAAAUCAUGCUAAUGUACUGACAGCGCUUUAGAAAUAAGAUUUCAUGUCAAAACCACUCUCUGUGUAAUGUUGAGUCGGCCAUGGCAGAGUGUUUGCCUAUUUGUAAUCUUCCACUUUUUAUCAAAGCAUCAAACCCAGGAAAUAUUUGUAGAUAGUGUUUCAUGAAUACAGGUGUAAACUGGGACAAAGCAGUCAGAAGCACAAAGGAAGUCAGUCCUUUCUUUGUGCUCUUGAUGCCGUCUUUCAUUCCUAUCAAAUAUCCUUCACAUCAGACUUUCCCAAAAAAGUAUCAACAAAGUAACAUUAACACAUCAGAUUCAAGUAAAAGACAAUCCUGGCACUUUUAUGUUGGUUGCAAGCUAAAACGUAUCAGUUACAGUAUGAAGGUUGGAGAUGGUGUUCUGUGAAACAAAGAUAAACUUAGUGUUAAGUUUCUUUUUGUGAAUCCAGCUGGGAAUUAAUCUGUGUGUCACUUACAGUCACAUUCAACACCAGUGUGUCAUCUGCUUCCCAUCAUGCUAUACUAUGAGAUAGAGGAGAAUUUGCAUAGUAAAAAUAAUAAGAGCUGUUGCUGUGUGUUUGUUUUGGCUCUAUUCAUUCAGUCAUUUUAAUCCCACAGUGUUUAUAAAAUUUAAAAUCUCUUAAAAAUCCAAAACCUGUUAUAUGUACAACUGGCCAACAGAAGCUGAAGGAUCCUCAUUGGAAUGGCCUCUCAACCAGCAAGGAGGGCAGACGAAAGUGCACUUGAGAGUAAAGUGAAGGCCUGAGAUUUUUUUGCCUCUAAAUAUAUGAGUGCAUGUACAUAAUAUAAAUAAUGAAAAAUUGUGGAAGUUAUGUUUUAUAUUGUUUUAGCCAGUUGACAUUUGUGUGUGGUAUUAUAACAAAGAACACAAUAAAUGGCAUACAAUUGUGAAAUAAAGUUGAAUAAAAGAACAAAAUGUAUUUGUUUUUACUGUGAAGAAUACGUAAGAGCUAUUGUGAGUCAUUUUCUUGGAAUUUUGUCCUAUUUUCUCUAAAUGUAUCUUAUUGGUUUGUCUUAAAAUCUUAUAUUUAGUACAAAUUUUUACUUAAUUUUCAACCAACUACAAUCAGCAUAAAGUGACCUUGUAUCUGUCCUGUGAUAGAGCCAUUACAAAUCACUGGUGGUGUUUUUGGUGGUAAAUGCUAUAGAAAGUAAUUUUUCUUAGGGAACUUAAAAGUUUCUGCUUGUAACUGUGAGAUUUCAGCCAAUACAUUCUUCCAGAUGUUUUCUUUAUUUGUGCAUUCACCAUUGUCACUGAGAGCAUAACAAUUGUGCACAAUAAAUUAGUGUAUUUGUGCCCUU